This is a messenger RNA of Gossypium raimondii (Peruvian cotton), 2136 nucleotides long. Its product is annotated as aldehyde dehydrogenase family 3 member H1. Gene Ontology annotation, cellular component: cytoplasm. The transcript has 12 exons. Gene Ontology annotation, biological process: aldehyde metabolic process. Lineage: Eukaryota; Viridiplantae; Streptophyta; Magnoliopsida; Malvales; Malvaceae. Gene Ontology annotation, molecular function: aldehyde dehydrogenase (NAD+) activity. Bases 276 to 1919 code for a protein of 547 amino acids. The record is from RefSeq and is a predicted model, not a curated record.
GCUUGUGUUUGUUUUCCAACGUUAUCUCCACAGCUCUUACAAUAAUUUUAAUGGCGGAGAAACGUCUCUCAAAUGCCCCCACUUUUUGAGUUGGGCAAAUUACAUAUGAGAGAGAGGGUGAUACCAAAGCCACGUGUUCUUGCAUGCGAGUCUCAGUUGUGUUUCACUUCAGCAAAAGCCAAGCCAACCUUCAUCCUUCCUUUCUGCCCAUCUGGUUUCAGUAGACUUUGAGUGACCAAAUUUUCUGCUGAUAACUUGCAGUGUCUCCAGCUGCCAUGAUGAUCGUCUCGCCUGGCCUUUUCAAACACCCUUCCAGAUGUUUCAGAUCCUACAGUAUUGUCGGUGUUGGUCUUCUUGGCACUUUCACAUAUUGUCACAAAUAUAAGAUAAAUCGAGUCAGCUUCUCCAGUUCUAUUCCUUCUUAUUACCAUUGUCGUGCAACACUAUCAACAAUGAUGGAGGAAGUGAAGCCGGAAUUUGAUUCAGACAAAGCUGCUGUACUAGUUAACGAGCUCAGGAAAACCUUUAAUUCUGGCAAGACAAAGAGCUAUGAAUGGAGAAUAUCACAAUUGGAAAGCAUAUCAAAGAUGAUUGAUGAAAAGGAGAAGGAAAUUGUAGAAGCACUACGGAAGGACCUCUCAAAACCUGAACUUGAAGCGUUCUUAUCAGAAAUUUUGAUGGCAAGAUCCUCAUGUAAGUUGGCUCUGAAAGAACUUAAACAAUGGAUGAUGCCACAAAAGGUUGAAACUUCGUUGGCAACUUAUCCAUCGUCAGCUGAAAUUGUGGCAGAACCUCUUGGAGUCGUCUUGGUCAUAUCUACCUGGAACUUCCCUUUUUCAUUGUCUCUUGAUCCGGUGAUUGGAGCUAUUGCUGCUGGCAAUGCUGUGGUCCUCAAGCCAUCAGAAAUUGCUUCAGCCACAUCAUCACUGCUUUCAAGGCUAGUAGGGGAAUAUAUGGAUAAAUCUGCUAUAAUUGUUGUUGAGGGUGCUGUUGCUGAGACCUCUGCAUUACUAGAGCAGAAAUGGGAUAAGAUCUUUUUUACAGGUGGCGCAAGAGUUGGGCGCAUUGUGAUGGCUGCAGCAGCAAAGAACCUUACACCAGUAACUCUUGAACUUGGAGGAAAGUGCCCGGCUGUUGUUGAUUCCAAUGUUAAUUUACAAGUUACGUCAAGGAGGAUUGUAGCCGGCAAGUGGGUAUGCAACAACGGACAAGCUUGCAUCAGUGUUGAUUAUAUCAUAACAACAAAAGAACUUGCCCCAAAGUUGAUAGCAACUCUAGUUAGUGUAGUGGAGGAAAUCUUCGGAAAAGAUCUAAUGGAAUCAAAGGAACGAUCCCGCAUUAUAAACUCAUUCCACUUCAAACGUCUAGUAAAUCUCUUGGAAGAGGAUAAGGUCUCCAACAAAAUUGUUUUCGGAGGCCAAAGGGAGGAGAGCCAAUUACAAAUAGCUCCAACAAUAUUGUUGGAUGUUCCUGAGGACUCGAUGAUCAUGCAAGAAGAAAUAUUUGGACCAUUACUUCCAAUAAUUACUGUUGAAAGGUUGGAAGAUAGCUUUGCUAUGAUAAACAGAAAGCCAAAGCCUCUUGCUGCAUAUCUCUUCAGUGAUGAUGAACAGAUUAAGAGGAAGUUUGUGCAAAAUAUUUGCGCCGGAGGAAUGGCUAUUAAUGACACCAUUCUACAAGUCACAGUUCCCACUCUACCUUUCGGAGGAGUCGGGGAGAGUGGAAUGGGGUCAUACCAUGGGAAAUUCUCUUUUGAUGCUUUUAGCCAUAAGAAGGCAGUUUUAUACAGAAGUUUUGCAGGGGAUUCGCCGACUAGGUACCCACCAUACACACCGGGAAAGAAAAAGCAAAUAAAAGCCUUACUCAGUGGCAAGUUACUUAACAUUAUGCUUGCUUUACUUGGAUUCUAUAAAGACUGAGACAAUGCACUGAUUUGCUCUUCUCAACUCAUGAUUUCUUUGUUAGUUUGCAUUCAAGAUGAACCCUUCUGGUACCUACAAAGAACUGAGAAUGGCAGAAUAUAGUGAACAAAUUGAUUAUACGUAAUUACCAAUAAAAUAAAAGUAAUGAAUAUAGAUAAGCUUAUUUUAUCUUUAAAAUUAAUAAUGAUGUUUAUUUGCUUUUUUUUCUGUACAA